Messenger RNA from Wyeomyia smithii (pitcher-plant mosquito), 1637 nucleotides. RefSeq names its product zinc carboxypeptidase-like. The record is from RefSeq and is a predicted model, not a curated record. Gene Ontology annotation, molecular function: metallocarboxypeptidase activity; zinc ion binding. The coding region runs from base 3 to 1457 and encodes 484 amino acids. The transcript has 2 exons. Lineage: Eukaryota; Metazoa; Arthropoda; Insecta; Diptera; Culicidae. Gene Ontology annotation, biological process: proteolysis.
UCAUGAACCAUUUAUUUACACGAACUUGCCGGUUGUUGCAUUCUUUUUGUGCAGUAUACGGUGUACGGUUCAGUGUCCUAUCAGCUGUACUAUCUAGCGAUUUAUUAUAUAAAUUUUACUUGAAACUUUUGUUUGAUAUGCAAUUGUUUUACCGUUUGUUACUAGUCACAUGCAUUGUGGUGUUAAAUGCCGCUGUCCUCAUUGAUGGCAAAGAUGUUUCCAAAUCGACAAACAAAGCACGGUACGAUCAGUUUCGAAUUUACCGUGUGUUUUUGGAAAGUGACGAACAGGUUCAGUUGAUGCAGCAACUCGAGAAUCGUAGUGAUAGCUACACCUUUAUGGGCCAUGCACGGCACGCGAAUCAGAACUUGACCAUUAUGGUGGCGCCUCAGAAGAUUGCUGAGAUAGGUGACCUGCUCGAGCGAUACCACAUUCAAGGCUCAGUAUUGUUGUACAACAUUCAAGAAUUAAUUGACAAGGAAGAGAUUACUAUCGGUCCAAUCGAUGCAAACCCGGAACGGUUUGACUGGCAGCACUACUAUCAGCUGGAGACUAUUCACAAGUGGUUAGAUUGGCAAGCUACAAAGUAUCCUUUCCUAUUUGUGAUAGAGCUGCAGGCCAGCUACGAGAACAAUCUCAUCAAGGGCGUCAAAUUGUCGAAAAAAGCCGGGAAUACAGCCGUUUUCGUGGAAUGUGGUAUUCACGCGAGGGAGUGGAUUUCGCCUGCAAUCUGUACCUAUUUGCUGAACCAGUUACUUACCUCAAAAGAUCCGGCGGUAACGGAUUUGGCUGACAGUUUCGAUUGGUUCUUUUUCCCGGUGGUCAACCCAGACGGUUACAAGUAUACAUUCGAGUCGGAUCGGUUGUGGCGUAAAAAUCGGCGCCCUUACGGUAUGUGCCGUGGGGUCGAUCUGAAUCGUAAUUUUGAAAGCGAUUGGAACGGAAUCGGUGCCAGCUCAGACCCAUGCGCAUACGACUUUGCCGGAGCAAGUGCUGCAAGUGAACCGGAGACUCAAGUUUUGCAACAGUUCUUGAAGCAAAAUGCGCGGUCCAGUCGAAUUCGUACUUACUUCUCUAUGCACUCCUUUUCGCAGCUUAUCAUGUUCCCGUUCGGAUAUACAUCCGAUAAGGUGCAGAAUUAUGACGAUUUGAAGACAAUCGGGGAACGCGGUUCGGCAGCAAUUCGGGAAACGCACGGCAAGCAGUACGUUUCUGGUGCGAUGAUCGAAACCAUUUAUCCCUCAUCCGGGGAUAGCGUUGACUGGGUGUUCGCCGAAUGCGACGUUCCAGUGGCUUUCACAUUUGAGCUGCGUGGGCCACCGGAGAGCACAAAUAUGUUUAUCUUACCCGCUGAGGAGAUUAUUCCCACUGGCGAGGAGACGCUCGCCGCGUAUGUCGCAAUGCUAAACACAGCCCGUGAUUUGGGUUAUUAUUCCGAAGUAAAGGGAGAGUUAUGAAGUUAUUCAAAACUGUGAUAGAGAAUAAAAGUUUUACAGUAAUUUGAAAAAUUUUGUUCUUUUUUUUCAACCACUUUCUAAACUUUGUAAGGAUAUGCCGGCAUUCACAAAUCAAGAACGAAAAGUGAGCUUGUAUCUUAAAUAAGUAAUAGAUAAUAUAAUAUUACAUAACACGAUAGA